GUCACGUGACAUGACAUAUGCAAAUUUCAUCUGGAGUCGCGAAUCCCGAGUCCCGAAACCGUUACGUCAGUGAAAAUCGGGAACAAACGUGAUUGUAUAUUUCCAUAUGACAGUUGAAAAAUAGUCGUGCGAAGUAUGUGUUAAAUUGGAAAAAUGUCCGAUAUCCUAAAGAACCGUGUUUAUUACGCUGCCAGAGAUGGAAUGUCAAUUGCAUUGUUUACGUUAAUUUCGGAGGCAAACGAAAACGAUGUGGACAGAUUGUUGAACGAGAGGUUUGUGGAGGAAGAUGGACAAGAAUGUACUCCUCUUAUUGUCGCAGCCAAGCGCGGACACGACAAAGUCGUGCGGAUGCUCCUGACAAAAUUCCAACCCAACCUGGAGCAAGAGGGUAUAGUCAAGUUUGAUGGCUAUGUUGUCGAGGGUGCAAGUGCUCUCUGGUGUGCAGCUUGUGCUGGACAUGUCAAUGUUGUCAAGUCUUUGGUAAAAGCUGGUGCUGAUGUUAAUCAUCCAACAAAAACAAAUUCGACUCCAUUGAGAGCAGCUUGCUUCGAUGGCAGGUUGGAUAUAGUUAAAUACUUGACAUACCACAGUGCCAAUAUACACAUUGCAAAUAAGUACAAUAACACAUGUUUAAUGAUAGCUGCAUACAAGGGACAUUUAGAUGUGGUCAGUUUUCUCUUGGAAAAUAGUGCUAAUCCUAACGAAAAAGCUCUCUGUGGUGCUACCGCUCUGCAUUUUGCCGCAGAGUGUGGUCAUGUUGACGUAGUUAAAGAAUUAUUACUCUAUGGUGCAGUGUUCUCUGAAAACGACUCUGGAAUGACUCCUAUAAAGGCUGCAGCUGAAAGGACGAAAGAUGCAGUGGUGGAAUAUUUGGUGGAAAGACCAGAAAUUUUGAAAGAGGAGCGAAUUGAAGCGCUGGAGCUGCUUGGAGCAUCAUUCGGAAACGACAAAGAGGCAUAUGACAUUACCAAGGCCUUUGAGUACAUGAUGAGGUCAAUGGAAUUGAGGUACAGUGAUCCAAACAAUAUUGUGAAAAAACAGUUAAAUCGUCCGAUUCCUGCUUACGAGAAUUGGGUCGAGUGCCAGACGAUUGGAGACUUGAUGGGAAUUCGUCAAAAUGUCAAUAGUUUGCAUAUGGAAUCGUUGGCGAUUCGCGAACGUAUAUUGGGUCCUCAAAAUCCAGAAGUGCCUGCUCCCGUGAUUUAUCGAGGCGCCGUCUUCGCCGACAACGGCCGUUUCGAUCGCUGUCUCGAAUUAUGGCUUCACGCUCUCAAACUACGACAGAACAACCACAUUUCUGUCGUUAAAGAUCUUCUGAGGUUUGCUCAAGUGUUCUCUCAGAUGAUGAGUGUUGGAGUACAAGUGACAUACAACCAUGUGAUGGAAGUACUGGCUGCGGCUAUUCUGGAAUUGGAGAGGAAUAAAGCAAGACUGGCCAAUCCUGGCCCGAAAGAUGACCAUGAGACUGUAAUGGUAAUAUGUUUGUUUAUCAAAUUAUUGGAUGAGAUUGAAAGCAACUUGACAACUACACUGUACCUGUUAACUAUAUUGACAAAGUUGAUGAAACAAUGCACUGAGGAAGAGAAAUUCAACGUGAAACGUAUGGUUUUCACGUUGACUCAACUACAACUGACUCUGCGAGAUGGCCAAACAUUGUUACAUCUGGCAUGCAAUGCGGAAACGCCCGUUGACGAUUUUCACACAAACGACGUGUGCAAAUUUCCAUGUGCGGAAACCACCAAACUGCUGAUAAAUUGCGGGGCAGACGUCAACGCAAUGGAUAAGGGCAGAAACACACCGCUGCAUGUAAUCGUUAACUACCACAAGGCCAUUUCGGAUUUCAUGACAUUGCACACGAUCAUAACUGAGCUGACAGACAAGGGCGCCCACAUCGACUGCGUGAACAGUCGGGGUGAAACGCCCCUGGAUUCUUCAGCCACAGGUGUCGCUGAAAUAAUCCUGAAAACACAAACGAAAAUAAGUCUGAAGUGUUUGGCUGCGAACGCCGUGAAGCAGUACAAUAUAUCCUACCAGGGUCAAGUGCCGCAAGCGCUGGAAGCGUUCAUCGAGCUACACGGCCCCGGUAAAAUACCAUCCUAGUCAAAUUGUUUGUAAUUUUUUUUUUACUCGAAGUGUAUAUUUUUGUUGUUAACAUUACUGCCUAAGCUUUACUUGCGGAACAUUUAACGACGCGAAAGUGAUGGUUGUUAAAAAAAUGUGAUAUUUAUUGGUUAGAUUGAAGUUCAAAAUGCACUUUUUUAAGUGAGGUACGAAAUUGCACUAAAAUAAGUUCAAAGCAAAACAAUAAAAACCAAACGAAUACUCAGCCUAAAUGUGGUGCUUACUCUAAAUAGAUCUCCAGGAAAUAAAUUAGCAAAACUACUUUCUCACUUUUAUGAUCUGAACCAAUAAAUAAAUAUAAAUAAAGACACCAGUUUUUAUUAAAAAUACUUAAGGUAUGUCAUUUGUCUCUCUUACUGCCCAUUUACUUAGCUCUCUUUCCAUGAGUGUUGCCUUGACAUUUUAUGAAUUGGAUUAGAUUAGACAGCCUUUGACCAUUAAUUGUUUGACUACUAAAACUAAUCCCAAAUUUUUUUCAAUAAAUAACUUAUUGUAACACAAAUUGGGCAAUAUCGUACCUCAAUGGCAUAUAAAUUGUAAAUGUUCCGACUUUAGUUAAAUUUCGUUGAAACAGUUGGUGUUAUUUUACGAGACUGCUGAUUUUUUUAUAAUAAAUGUUGGCUCUUGAUUAAAUAAUAUAAGAGUGGCUCAUUGAAGGACACAUUUGGUACUUUUGUUUAAUUGGAAAUAUUUAUUGUACAUGACUAUUAAUUGAAUAUAUAAAGAAUUGUAUCGAAAGUGUUCUAUAUAAAAGAAUUUCUGUGUUAAAUUAUGGCUAGGGCGAAAUUUGUUACUCACGCGUACUUGAUAAGUCAAAUUUUGUCCCAGCAAAGCCAAUAAUAAACGACAUAUCUAUUGUUAUAAUUUUUUAUUAAAUGUUAACAGAAAUUAAAAUGAGUUUUUAGGCGCUGCUUUUUGAGUUUGUCUGAUAAACCAAUGCAAUUUAAUUUAGCUUAAAGACUUCUUUCUAAUGGUGCAUCUAAAUACAAAGACCUUUGAUAAUACAUAGUAUAUAUUUUACACUAGAUUUUGUAUUUUUAAUAAAAUUAAUGUGUGAUAAAA
Aethina tumida (small hive beetle) is the source of this 3183-nucleotide messenger RNA. It is a transcript of the gene Fem-1, whose product is annotated as protein fem-1 homolog B. NCBI's taxonomy places the organism in Eukaryota, Metazoa, Arthropoda, Insecta, Coleoptera, Nitidulidae. The transcript is spliced from 10 exons. The coding region runs from base 154 to 2100 and encodes 648 amino acids. Gene Ontology annotation, molecular function: protein binding. The record is from RefSeq and is a predicted model, not a curated record.